Messenger RNA from Leptinotarsa decemlineata (Colorado potato beetle), 5619 nucleotides. RefSeq names its product Dystroglycan (gene Dg). NCBI's taxonomy places the organism in Eukaryota, Metazoa, Arthropoda, Insecta, Coleoptera, Chrysomelidae. Gene Ontology annotation, cellular component: dystroglycan complex; sarcolemma; dystrophin-associated glycoprotein complex. The record is from RefSeq and is a predicted model, not a curated record. Gene Ontology annotation, molecular function: laminin binding; calcium ion binding. Gene Ontology annotation, biological process: axon guidance; nerve development; muscle attachment.
UCAUGCCGAAAGAAAAACAUCUACGUAUCAGCAUCUUAUCGACAUAGAAAUGACGAGCACGAACCGUCUGCGUUAUUCGUUUAUGCAAAUUUAGCCACCAGCCAGCGCACCAGUAAAGUGCAUCGGCUCGAAAAAAAAAAUCAGUGUGUGCUUCGCGCGACAGUGCUUCAUUUGUUUCCGCGAGUGUUUUUUAGAUUAGCCUGACUCAGAGACGAGAAGGUAUGCCAUGUGAAUCGUAAGAUUAAGCACUAAUAUCGUAUAACUUCAGAUAUGAGUAAUCAAUAGAAGAUGACAGCGUGACCACUCCUUUCAAUACCCUUCACGAUGGAUUUUCGCAUUCCUGUAGCCAUGUUACUGGCAAUUGCGAUUCUGCUAGCUCCCAUUGUUGUCGCUGACAAUGAAGAUUUCGCCUUCGAUGUUGCUGACGAUUUGCAGGUUGAAUUUGAAGGGGGACGACUUUUGAAAUGGAGCGAAAGGGAAUUGACGGCGUACGUAGGAAGAGCGUUCCACCUAAUUGUGCCCAAGGAGGCAUUCGAGGGAAACGUUAAAUAUUUUGAGGCGAAAAAACAUUCGGGCAAGAGCAUACCGUCUUGGCUGCUGUUCGAUAAAAAACAAGGGGUCUUCUGGGGAGUACCGCUUGUCCAAGACGUCGGUGAAGUGCAGCUAACAGUGAAAGCAACUGGCGAUAAGAAGAGUUCUGAAGAGAUCAAAAUAAAUGUGGUGGAACCGUCAGAAGAGGCACCGGGAGUCGGAAAGUGCCAAGCGAACGAAGAUAACACGAUUCUAACUUUACUAUUGGACAAGAGCAUACGAUCCAUCAAACCGAAACAGAGAGUUAUAGCUAUCAAUAAUAUUGCAAAAUUCUUUGGCUUGCCAUAUAGUGCCUUUACGUUGAAACCUCAAAUAGAAAAAGAUGACAUAACUGAUAGUUCUGUAGUGCUAGCUGGUCCAGGUAAUCUACAGUCGAAGACUUCCAAAGUGAUUUCACUCCUUCAGGUGGCAGUUGGAUGCGAUGGUAGACUCUGGCUAUCAACUGCCUCUAUGGUGCAUCAGCUCAAACAACAGGCCAGAGACGGCACCAUUGCGGAAGUAUUACGCUUGCCACUCAUUGGCUGGAGAAUCAAGACUGAAACUAAGCCAAUUGUCAGAUCUAAGCGACAAAUUACUGGUGAAAUAGAUGACUAUGGCAGUGGCGACUAUAACGAUGAUGAUGAUUACUAUGAUGAUUAUGAAGAGUAUGAUGUAGAUGGUUUAGAAGAUAUAGAGAAAAGUCCUCCAUCUACCAAAACUCCUGUAACAUCAACGACUCUACAAACCACUAGUGGCACUACCGAAACUACAACUCAUCCUCACAGGCACCAUCAUGGAGACAAAAAUAAAUCGAACCCGAAUAUGCACUAUCAAACAACUAACAACAAUCAUACAUACGAAGAAAGAAUCCCUGUAACCAGUUCUUCUACAAGCCAUAGAACUGAACCAACUACUACUACUACUACAACUUCAACCUCGACAACCACUCCUCAGCCACCAUCCAUUGGCGUAACCAAAGCAAUCAAACCUGAUGAUGUUCUCUCUUACGGAGAUGAUAACUAUGACUAUGGCGAAUAUGACGAUGAAGAUGAUAUCGACGAUGCAGUGGAAAGUGAAACUAUUGUACCGGAUCAAACUGGAAGGAGUAAGCAAACUUUUGUUCCUCCAUUUGAAGACACCGAAAGUAUGACAACUGAAGAGACUACUAUAAAAACUACUGCAAAGGAAAUAUCACCCGAAACCCAACCCACCAUUUGGAAUAGUACAACUAGUACAAGUACAACAACAACUCCUACUACUACUACUGCUACCACUACCACUACCACCACGACAACUACUACACCUCCAAGUACUAUUUCUAUCAGCACCACUACCACAGCAACUCCAACAGAAGCUCCAACUACUUUCCAGAUUGUUGUUGAAAAUGAUCCACAGAUUGAUUACACUUCAGAGACCGAGAAACCUGCAACAACGACCUCAGAAGCAACCACUCCCAUAGAAACAACUGAGGCAACAACUACAACUAUGCCACCACCCCCACCCCCGCCACCAACAACAACUACAACAACAUCAACAACUACUAGCACCACCACUACUACAACCGAACUACCAACAACUCAAACUGAAACUACAUCAACGACAGAAAUAUUGACCACUCAAAAAUCCACAGCUUCAAUAAGAGAUUUCACAGAAAUUGAAAAUCAGAGAAACUUCAAUCCAUUCAUAGAAAAUAGAUUGCAGCAGAUGUCGGUGAUUGCAGGAAAAGUAUUCAGAUUCGUUAUUCCACAUAACACUUUCAAAGAUUUUGAAGAUGAAUACAACUUGACUUAUCAGCUAUUGGAUUCUAAUAAUAGGACUGUAACUAACAAUAGCUGGCUAUAUUUCAACCCAUCACGUAGAGAAAUUUAUGGAUUGCCUUUGGAAGAGGAUGUAUCAAAGUGGGUGUUUUGGGUUAAGGCCUUCGAUAGAGAAGGUGGAUCAGAGCAAGAAAAACUCAAUAUCCAGGUCCAACAACAUAAACUCGAUUUGGUAGUCAACCACGAAUUUUCUGUUUAUAUCAGAAUAGAAAAACACCAAGAAUUUUCUCAUUACGUUGAUUGGUCUUUGAGAGUUUUGAGAGCUCUGGGAAAGAUUUUCAAUACAAAUAUGUCAGAAAUCACUGUGAGGCGAAUCAAUUAUACCAACGAGCCAGUUACCUUUACUUGGUCUAAUGAUUCCAUACCAACGAAUUACUGCGCUAAGAAUGAAAUAGAGGAACUUUUCAAGACUUUGACAGCCAACGAUAGAGGAGAUCCUUCUAGAGAGUUGAAUCAUGCACUUGCGCCUGAACUGAGAGUCAAGAAAGUUACUUUCCGAGAGCUGGGAGUUUGCGAGCAACCAAUGACACCAGUCACACCUCCUAUGAAUUUCUCUCCAAUUUUGAGAAACCCUGUAGAUCAUGUGAAUGCUACUGUUGGAGAACUACUAGUGUACAAAGUAAAAGAUGAUACAUUCUAUGAUCCCGAAGAUGUUGAUCCCAGAAUGCUCAACAUAUCAUUACUAACUGGAGACAGACAGCCAAUACCUCCUGAUAAUUGGUUACAAUUUGACAAUAAAAAUAGGGAAUUUUUUGGUAUACCACGAAAGGUUGGCCGCAGUGAAUAUCAACUCAUUUGUGUCGAUAGUGGUGGACUUCCAGCUACUGAUAGUUUGGAAGUGUUCGUUUAUCCUGCUGCAAAAACACCUUAUAAUGUAGAAUUUAGUAUGACUAUCAAUGAAUUGCCGCAUGAGACGUUCAUCAAUAGUGCUUCAUUGCAGAAAAAAUUUGUUGAAAAAUUAGUGGACUUGUUUGGUGAAUCAUCGGCCAGUAAUAUCCACUUGCUACCAUUCAAGAAAACAGAUGAUUCAACUAUUGUAACAUGGUUCAACAAGUCACUAGCAACCAAUCGAUGUCCUCAAGAGAAAAUAAAGUAUCUUGAAUCAGUCUUACACAACAUGAACGAUAAGUCAAUUUCUCACAAGGUGCAUUCAAUAAUGGAACCGGAGUUCCAGGUUUCAACGAUAAAGGUCAAUUUGAUUGGCAACUGCCGACCAAGAGUAACCCAGGAGAUGAAACCCGAAGGGGGCGUUUCAACCGAAGAAACCACACCACAGUCCAGUAGUGAUGAAUAUCUGAUAACUUUCAUCGUACCUGCCAUUAUCAUUUCUAUUAUGUUAUUCUUGGCAAUUAUCGCUGCCAUUGUUUUAUAUAGAAGAAAACGCAUGGGCAAGAUGAAUGUUGAAGAAGAUGGCAGGCAGAGUUAUGGAAAUAAAGGUAUACCAGUAAUAUUUCAAGAGGAGCUAGAAGAGAAGCCUGAACCAGGAACUAAAGCUCCUGUCAUCUUAAAAGAUGAAAAACCACCUCUUGCUCCACCAGAGUACAGCAAGAGUGGUUCUGUCAAAUUAUCCGAUGACUCUGAACCAUAUCAGCCUCCACCACCUUUCACUCGCACCCAAGAUAACGGCAGGCAACCCAGACCAAAACCGACCCCUACCUAUAGGAAACCACCCCCAUAUGUGCCACCUUAACAAUUGCAUUUCACUUUUUUUCAACAAUAAUUUGUUUUCAAACUGCCAAUGCAUAGUUCAUCGGACAAUUUUUUGGAUUGCUUUGAUUUUUAUUUGUCACCCGGUCUUGAGGAAGGUAAAGUACUGGGUCGCUUCUUGAUGCCAAAAUGUAUCGCCCACAACCUUUUAUUUCUAUGGCUCUCAAAUGAUUUUUAUCUCAUUGUAAAUCUCUUCCUCUGUGAUAUUCACUGCUAUUAUUUGUAGGGGUUUUAUUUAAUUUUUUUCUGAUGUGGGUGAUUUAUUUUUUAUAUUUAUUUGAGAAAUAGACAUCACAAGUAAAUACUUUGCUUUCAACCAAAUUCAACCAACUUGGAUGUUUAGCAUAUUUUUAACAUUUUAACUCGACUUAUUUUUACUCACAAUAUGGCUUCUAGCUCUUAAGAACACUACUGACGAAGGGUGAUCUCAAAAUUUUACAAUCAUAAUUUCGAAAACAUGUUAAGUUCGAGGUACUUAUAAAUGUACUUAUAAUAUUUUUCUCCUAUCCAUAUUCACAUUGACUAUGUAACAAUAUGAAGAACUGAUGAUGACUUUCGAAUUUUUUUCAUGUUCAUGUUCCUCCAAAAAAAUAUGUAUCAGAUUCAUUAACGGGUAAAGAUAGUAAAAAUCCCUGCAAGUUUCAAAAAUUUCUGUCAUUCAGUUUCUCAAAAUAUUGAUCUCUUAAAAUUGAAGUGUUAACAACCAAAUAUUCAUAAUUUCAGCGUUCACGCUUUCACAAGCAUUCACUUUGAUUAUAUGGAAGGAACUAAAUAAAAAAAAGUCAAGACUUGAAUUUUUAUCUCUCAUUGUAUUGAAAAGCCAAAAAACUUCUUAGAAAUUAUGGGCUGAUCAGAGUCAAAUCUUUUUAUAACUAUAGUUGAACUUUACAUGCUAUCAUUAAUGAGAUGAAAAUAUUGAUAAUAUUCUUGAUGAGUCGCAGGCCAAGAACAACUAACGAGAUGAUUUGAGUUAUCUCAAUUCACCCAUUCAUAAAUGAUUGAUUAUUUGUAUAAUAACAAGUAGUGCAGUUGAAAAAAUAACAUAGACUUAGAAAUAAAUAAGGCUGUUUUUAUUUGCAACUAUCUAUAUGUGUAUGGUUUUAUUCAUGAAUAUGAAAGUUACUUACCGCACAAGUUGUGUAAGAUAUAGGACGUUAUAAUAUAAAGUUUUCCUAUUGAAUUAUUCAUUAUUUUUAUACAAAUUGUUUGAAUGUUCAUGAAUCAAACCAAAUUUUCAAGCACACUUUUUUGUAUAGGCAUUUGUUUUAUAUGGAAUAUUUUUUUUGUAAUUAGUUACCAAUAACCAUUUUGUAAAGAUAUUUUUGGUAUAUUUUACAAAUCUUUUACAUAUAUUUGAUUCAUAUCAUUAAUAUUAGGAAGACAAUAUAAUUUUGAUGUUCUGUUUAGAUUUUUAAGUGUGUCAUAUCAGAAUCUCAUAAUGCCCCCAUAUCAUACUUUUGUAUUAACCAGUCAUGAUUAUUGUAAUGUUCAAUACAUUUAAAAUAAUAUUCAGCAGAAAAUUCAA